Messenger RNA from Anoplopoma fimbria (sablefish), 1237 nucleotides. It is a transcript of the gene tmem169b, whose product is annotated as transmembrane protein 169b. Bases 68 to 976 code for a protein of 302 amino acids. The record is from RefSeq and is a predicted model, not a curated record. Lineage: Eukaryota; Metazoa; Chordata; Actinopteri; Perciformes; Anoplopomatidae. The transcript is spliced from 3 exons.
UCCAGUGAUUAAUCCCACACGGUAUAGUUCACAUACCCUGCUCAUCCAACCUACUGAAGGUGAGAGCAUGGCACAGGUGGAGGAGUCUCAAACAGAGGGAGAGGGAAGCCCCCAGCUGAUCUCCUUAAGAUCAAACAUAUCAGGGAACCAUGUGGACGAUGGAGAAGCGGGGCCUGCUAUGAGGAGGAAGAGGAGGAAGAAGAAAGACCCACGUCCGGAGUCCAUUAUUGUUUACCGCUCUGAAAUGGAGAGGGUGCCGGGAGAGGACCAGGGCAGUGAGGAGGGUGCAGAGAGGAGCUCGGAGGAGGGAGCUAAAUUCCUCUCCACACCUACAGGCGAAGGAGGAGGAUGGAGUCUGCCUCCAGACAGCCGCUACGUGACCCUGACAGGCACCAUCACCCGGGGGAAGAAGAAGGGCCAGCUGGUGGACAUUCACCUCACUUUGACGGAGAAGGAAAUCAGGGAUCUGGCUAAGUCCAAAGAACGUCUUGAUGCAGAGUGCGAGGCGGGGGACGGCGCUAAACGUAACUGCAGCCUAGGUGUGUGCCAGGGCCCCCAUGUCGUCCUGUGGAGCCUCUCCUGUGCCCCCGUGAUUUUCCUCCUCUCCUUCAUCACUUCCUUCUACUACGGCACCUUAACCUGGUACAACGUCUUCCUGGUGUACAACGAGGAGCGGACGUUCUGGCACAAGAUCACGAUAUGCCCCUUCCUCAUCAUCUUCUACCCCAUGCUCAUCAUGCCCAUGGCGCUGUCUCUGGCUCUGUACUCCGCCGUGGUGCAGGUGUCCUGGGCCUUCAGCGAGUGGUGGCAGGACGUGAGAGACCUGGAGAAGGGCUUCUGCGGCUGGGCCUGUGGGAAGCUGGGACUGGAGGACUGUUCGCCCUACAGCAUAGUAGAGCUGCUUGACUCGGACACUGUUUGUGGCACUCUGCAGAGCAAGGCCCCCAGUGAACUCGCCCAGACGUCCUCGGUGUGAUUUGGGGGGUGUACACCUAAGUCUAAGUGAUAUGACAAAACAUGCUAGAUCGUUCAAGUCAGUCACAGAAAAGCCCUUGAAAGAUGUUUACCUUUUCUGUCAAUGAAAACCUACCAAACACUGCCUGAACUGUCCUGAAAUGCUGAACUAUUGUGUAUGACUUUGUAAAACAUUAUUGGAUUCAGAUCACUAUAAAGGAUUCCUCUUAGCAUGGAAAUGUUAAUGUUGGGCAUUACUAUUAGAUUGUCAUUGGUAAUAGAG